This is a messenger RNA of Peromyscus leucopus (white-footed mouse), 2616 nucleotides long. RefSeq names its product NSE2 (MMS21) homolog, SMC5-SMC6 complex SUMO ligase (gene Nsmce2). Gene Ontology annotation, molecular function: zinc ion binding; SUMO ligase activity; ubiquitin-protein transferase activity. Lineage: Eukaryota; Metazoa; Chordata; Mammalia; Rodentia; Cricetidae. Gene Ontology annotation, biological process: protein ubiquitination; double-strand break repair via homologous recombination; protein sumoylation. Gene Ontology annotation, cellular component: nucleus; Smc5-Smc6 complex. The coding region runs from base 36 to 455 and encodes 139 amino acids. The record is from RefSeq and is a predicted model, not a curated record. The transcript is spliced from 4 exons.
CUGUUGUGUUUGAAAUUUUAGGUAACAAGUUCAAGAUGCCAGGGCGUUCCAGUACAAGUUCAGGUUCCACUCGUUACAUAUCCUUCAGUGGUGUGGAGUCCGCUCUCUCCUCCUUAAAAAACUUCCAAGCGUGCAUCAGCUCUGGAAUGGACACAGUUUCUAGUGUUGCCUUGGACCUUGUGGAGACUCAGACUGAAGUGAGUAGUGAAUACAGUAUGGACAGGGCCAUGGUUGAGUUUGCUAAAAUGGAUCGAGAACUAAGCCAUUACGUUAAGGCUGUCCAGUCUACGAUAAAUCAUGUCAAAGAAGAACGUCCAGAAAAAGUGCCAGACUUAAAAUUACUAGUGGAGAAGAAAUUUUUGGCUUUACAGGAUAAGAAUUCUGAUGCCGACUUUAAGGACAAUGAAAAAUUUGUGCAGUAUAAGCAGCAGCUGAGGGAACUGAAGAAGCAAUGAACUGCCAGGCUGUUUCCCACAGCGACGGCGCCAUUUUACAUUUCCACCAGCAGUGUAUGAGGGUUCCAAUUGCUCCACAUCCUCAGCCGGCACGUGUUACUGCCUGUCCUUCUCACUGUAGCCAUUGUAGUGGGUGUCAAGUGGUGUCUCGUUGUUUUGGCUUACAUUUCCCUGAUAGAUUAAUAUUGUGGUGUUUAUAUUACUAGCAUAGGGCAAAAGUUUAAAUCUCAUGUUUUCCUAUGGAAACCACCUCAUAUUACUGGCUUGACUUUCUGAAACAAAACCACAGUUCUACACCAGGUAAAUGUUGUUCAUGAGGUUAUACUCGAAAAAAACAACUAUAAAGAAGAAAUGACUUGAAAUGAAGAUUGCACACUCACCUGGGACAUUCAUUCUGCAGUCUGAAUUCAUUCACAGUGCUCUUUAUCUGAGCGCCUCAAGUGCUGUUAGGUGACAUUUACUGCAUAAUCCAGAAGCACUUGGGUUAAGUCCACACUGUGGUGUCACUAGGUAAACACUUGAAAAUGGAGGUCUGUGUCUCUGAUUGAAUCAGUUGAGAGUAAAGAUAGUUUAUAGGACAGUGAACCCUUUCUCACCCACUCUGUGUCUCAGUGUGGGCCAAUAACCAUCACCUGAAACUCCUGAAACUAGACCGGGCUUUCGGACUGUCGUGUUGCUGUGAUGACAUCAGGUUCUGACUGCAGAGGAGAGGAAAGAACCUUUGCUGACCCGUGUGCCUCUCUAUCCUUUGUUUCCAGUAAAAGCUCUGCUGUGUCCAGCCCUUGCCUCUGUCUGGUUCUCUGAUGUUUUCUACACCAGUUACACCUUCUGUCCCCUCCCCCUUUGGCACUCCUAGUCUGGCUGUCCUUGUUUCUGUCAAGGAAAGAACGCCAUGUGUGUUUGCAAGUGUGUGAGUUUCACCAGCUCUCUCUGUGUACAGAAGGAGAAAAGAAAGAUACCGAGCCAAACUGAAAAGAUGCUCUCUCUAGAAAGAGUCUCAGGAUGCCUCAGGCAGCUCCCCCAGGAAGGAGAGCUUCCGGGAAGACUGGUCCUCCUCUCUAGCGCAUACAGAGCCACACCCAGAGCUAAGCCUCCUGUGCACUGUGCCCUCCUGGCUUCAUCUGGCACUGUGUGCAGAAGGCCUGCAGGGGACAAAGGAGGAAAAGAGGAGGAGGAGAAAGUUGUCCCCUUUAUAGUGUCUCCUCUGCCUUAUCUGCUCCUCAACCUAAUGUUGGCUUGUGGCUCAACCGGGGAGUGGUUGGAAAGAAUAACUGGAUUGGUUGUCAUAACUGAAUUUUGCCACUCCAAAGUAAAGGGAGGUGACCACUUUAGACACUUGAGAAGCUGGAGGACGCCUUCGUGAAUUCUCUUUUGACACUCUUUUGUUGAUUCAAAUACUGCUCUGAGAGAAGCAAGCACAUCAUGACCCAGUUAUGGUGUCGCUUUUACUAAAGGUCCCGGACCACUGGGUAGUCCUGAACUGUGUGCCUUCAGAACUACCACGGAGCAGCCAAAUAAUAGUCAUUGAUGUGUUAGUAGGAAUUGUAGUUUAGUUCUGAUUUUUAAAACGACCAGCCCUCGAGUAAUGGAAAAAUAAAUGAUAGCAAGUACUUACUAAAUUUUCCUGUGUGCUAAGCAUUAUGUGAGUACCCAGGCACAGGCUCCCAUUUCUUAACCCUAGCCCUCUGAGGUGACACAGUUGUGCUUCAGGUGAGAUGCAAGGAAAGGUGGUACUUGCUCUGUUUAGUUUACCCCGUCCAUAGCUCAACCCCCGACUGUCUGUGGACCAGACAGAGUGAGUGGGGUGGGUCCCUGUGCCCUAACCCUUGAGGAAUGUAGAGGAGGAGGUAUGUGAGCUGGAGAGAGGCUAUUGAAGGCUGAUCGAUAACUUACCCAAAUUCAGAAGCUAACUGAUGGCUUUGGCUAUGGCGGAGCUUAUUUGGUUUGGCUUUUGAGUUUUGCUGUGGUGAUUUGUACAGGAAGCUUCAGACUCCUUUCCCUCACAUUCUUGCUCUUAGACAAGAGGGAAUGAUGGCCGAGGAGAAGCCAGCUCACUUGUUGAAAAUGAUCAAAUGUGCUUCUGUGGAACAAAAAAUGGAUUUGAAACUUUGCUUGUUCUUUUCUAUUAUGGAAUUGAAAUAAAAAAGGAAUGUUACUUGUA